Calypte anna (Anna's hummingbird) is the source of this 5742-nucleotide messenger RNA. It is a transcript of the gene ZNF831, whose product is annotated as zinc finger protein 831. The record is from RefSeq and is a predicted model, not a curated record. The coding region runs from base 97 to 5640 and encodes 1847 amino acids. Lineage: Eukaryota; Metazoa; Chordata; Aves; Apodiformes; Trochilidae. The transcript has 6 exons.
UCGGCUUGCAUCAAGUAUUGAAAGAAAUGAGACUUCUUUUGCUGAAAUGCCUGGCUCAAUAAAAGCUACACGAGCAUAUGAAAGACAACCUUUGACAUGGAGGCACAGAAGCAGCCUGGUGUUACAGCUGCACUGACAGAUCAAGUGGUUCCAAUCUCUUCUCUUCAGCCUGCACGGGGCUCUGCAGAUCUCAGCCGAGGCAAUGCCAUUCCUGCACAGGAACAAGCCCUAUCUCAGCCUGUGUAUCUCAAAGCCCUUACCAUACCACUCUAUCAGCCUGUCCAGGCAGGAUGCUUUCAGCCCAACAGUCAGCUGCUGACUGGCAGGACCUGUGUAAAUCUAGACAGCAGUAACAUUCCUCUCAUCUUGAAUCCAAUUGUUCCUUCAGAAGGCACAGAUCAGCCUCAGUCAGUUUUUCAGAAACAACUUGGGCAAACUUUAACAUUGAGCAUAGUGAGCACUUUACCAAUUUUAUCAUCACCAAAUUCUUGUGUAAAUGCAUCUGUUGGAAGCCCGGGAAAAUCAAAAAAAGCUGGGAAAUAUAUCUGUAAACACUGUGGACGAGAUUGUUUGAAGCCAAGUGUCCUAGAGAAACAUAUUCGCUCUCACACAGGAGAGAGGCCCUUCCCAUGCACAGCUUGUGGCAUUGCAUUUAAAACUCAGAGCAAUUUGUACAAACACAGAAGAACUCAAACACAUGUCAACAACACCAGACUGCCCUCAGACUCUGCCAGCAGUGGUACACUGGAGCAAAAUGAGAAAUCAGCAGAGAGCAUCACUUCAUAUCAAGGCAGCAAACUACCCCGUAGCACCUGCGAAGACAAGGGAAUACAGCUGAAACAAGUAAGUUCAGAGACCAGUGCUGUAACAGACACUAAGAAAUUCCUUCAUGACCUUUCACUGCCACCAACAAACAACUCAUUUACUUCAGAAAAUCAAGAAACAACAAAUCAGUCCUUUAGUUCAAAGGGGAUUCCUGAAAGAGAACCUCAAAUUUUAUCAUCUCCAGGAGCUUUGCCAAAUGGUCAGUGCCAGAGAAAGAAGAUACAGGAGCAAAGAACUCCAACUGUCACUAAGCAUAUUCAGUUGCAAAGGCAGCAAGCAACCUCUUCAGAAAAACAGUGGGAUUACAAGCCAUUUGACUGCAAGCUAAAGAAGUGUGAGAGCACUGACUCAGGGUAUCUGUCACGCUCUGAUAGUACAGAACAACAGAUGGCAUCAUCCAGCCCAUUGCACAGUCUGUGUGAACACAGCACGGAACUGGAAAAUGAAACUGCCUCCAGCAGCCUAAAGGGUACCUCUGGAAGCACUGCAAAGCUAGAUGCAGCUGAGAAAGCUACAGCCUUGAUGCUAGAGAAAAAGAGGCUGGAAGAACACAUUUCAAAACUUAUAUCUCAUAACAAAAGUGUGGUGGAUGAUACCCAGUUAGAUAACGUUAGGCCCAGAAAAACUGUCCUCUCUAAACAGGGGAGCAUUGAUCUGCCAAUGCCUUAUACAUACAAAGACUCCUUCCAUUUUGACAUCAGAACUUGUGAUGCAAAUAGAAAAAAACAUCUUUCCCUUUGUUCAGCAAAAUCCACUUUGACACCCCUAGAAAAAUGUAAGCCAAUGCUUUUUCACUCAGUUCCCACACAGUUCUCCACAGUGGCAGACACUGUGCCAGUUACACGAAGCAACUCCUUGCCAUUUGUGGAGGGCACAAGAAUGGUACAUGACAAAGCAGGUCGCUCAAAACCACUUUCUCUUACUAAGCAGUCUGUAAACACAGGCACUGCUAGUUUGCUGCCUAGCAACAAUCUUGCUGCAAAUUCAGUGGAUUUGCCUAAUAGCCAUCCCCGAACUCUAGUCAGACAAACAGCAGUGGAUGAUUUGCCGCUAAGUAAUGUGGUUGAUCAUCCUCCUCCGCUGGAGGAACUGCAAGGGAAUAAAAAGCUUGGGGCUGGAGAAGUAAUCAGUGCUAAAAAUAAGAAACACAAUCAAAGGAAGUUAAAGAUGUUCUCUCAAGAAAAAUGGCAAAUGUAUGGAGAUGAAACAUUUAAGAAAAUCUACCAAAAAAUGAAAAGCGGUCAAAAUGCCAAGAAAAUUAAAAAAAGGGGGAAUAAGGUUACAGAUAUGACAAGCUUCAGUCAUGAUUCAAAGGAAUCCAUCAGCAGUACUGAAAUUACUGAGGAAAGAGAUAGCAGGAGCUCUGUAAGUGACAGUCUUUCCUCUCUCGUGACAACAGGUUUAAACACUGCUAAAUCAGAACCCAGUACUGAUGGUAACACUAUUCUACAGCAUGUGUCCUCUGAGAAAACUGCAGACAGUGUAAUUUAUGUAAUGGAGACACAUUCAGUAAAGGCUGGUACACAAACUGCAAUGAUCAAAACUUCCCAGGACCUCCAUGGUAGUGACACAGAUGGCAAGAGCACAUUAGUAGCUCCAUGCAGUUGUGAGCUCAGGCUUCAAAAUACUCUUUGCCAGCAGAGCACUAACAGAAGGAGUGAUGAUUGCUUGCCAGUACAGAGUAGCAACUGGGAAAACCCAAGCCCUGGGAAAGAAUCUGGUACAUCUGAAUUGGAUUGUAAAAGCACUUCAAACAAUUAUGGAAACCAUAGCAGGAAUAAGGAAACUGGCCAUUAUGCCCUGGCACCCUCAUGGGUCCAUUGCAACAAUAACAGAGAAGCUACAGGGAAGUGCCAGAAUUUACCAUCAGAAAGAAAAAAACUGAAAUUUGAAGUGGAGAAGACACAAAACAUUAUUUCAAAGUCCUGUCCUAGUCCCAGUAGUGAAAACAAUGCAGUAAAUGAAGCGGAGCGUGUCUGUUGCACUGGCACUCAGUGUCUUUCCAUAGCACCAGUGAAAUUCUCCAAUAAAGAGGAGCAAAAAUUAAGCACAGGAAUUAAUGAAUCCACUGGAGGUACAGAGAAUGUGGAGUACAUGACAACAAUUGAAUUCCCCACUGAAGUUAUUAAUUACAGUGAAGUUAACCUUCUUUCACAUUCAGCAGGUAUCUCAAAAGCUUCAUUUGUGGGAUUUUUAGGGCCUGAAUUAAGGGGAAGUGACUGCCAUUCUUUUGCCUUGCAUAACGAAACAGAUAAAGAUGUCAAAACACAUCUUGUGAAAACAGGAUCAAAAGUACCACUUUUGAACUCCUGUGCUGCUGACGUGUCUUCUAAAAUUCAUCAUCUGCAAUCUGGUCAUUUAACUCCAGUCCUACAACAAAAUGCCUUUUCUCCAAAAUACAUCCUUAAAUUGCCACAAGAAAAGAGAGCCUCAGAUCUGUCGCUCUUGCUUAGAUCAGAACAGAAGAUUACACCUUGCACGUCUGUGACAGACACCUUAACCAGCCCCUCCUGCUCCUCCAACAGUGGAUCACCUGGUUCUCAUUCUAAGGAUCUGGUUUGGUCCCCUUUAAAAUUUGAAGUGAGGCAAAAGGCCAGCAAAGCAGAGCUGCAGUGGAACACACAUGCAAACUGGGGAACUCCAAUAUUUUGUUCACCGCUCAGUUCCAGUGAAACAGAAACAAAAAAUACCUUAAGUUCAGCAGAUAGCACCUUUUAUAACGAAAAUUUCAGGCAGCAGGAUAUUGUAAGAGAUCCUUGGAAAAACAAACAGAACAAAAAUAAGUUAAAUUAUCAAAGGCAAACAGAAGAGAAGUGGAUGAGCCUCACUACUUCCUCUACACAGACCCCAAAGAAGAAAAUAUGCUUUUCUUCCAUGUAUACAAGUGGUUUUUUCAUAUCAGCUGACAUCAAAGAAGAGACAAAGGCUUUACAUAACCCUUGCUCAGGAAGUGACUCUUUGAUAAUGACGUCAGCUUCUAGCAGGGGUGCAGAGGAAGCUAUUCUGGGAUGGGACAGAGGUGAAGUUCCAUGCAUUCUUAAGGACAUUUCACCAACAUUGCAGGAUAAACAGUAUUCUCAGAGUUCAACAGACAACCCCGCUUAUUUUUGCCAUUCUUUUGGCACUUUUUAUUGCCACACUCUCACCACUCACUGUAAAUUCCCAGUGCUACCCCACAAUAAUCUGACUUGCUACUCCAGAAGUUUAACAGUACCAAGCACAAAGAGCACCUUCCCCUCGCUAAAUGCUGAACCUCAAUUAACUUGGUGUUGUUUAUCAAGAAGCUUUCCUCUGCCUGCUGAGCAGAAGGGGAAUGCAGACUCUGCUUAUUCCUCCAUGCACACCUGUGACAAGGAUUCGAGCAAUGAAUGCACACUGUCAAAAUAUGAUAUUUCUAUUUUCAAGAUGAAAAACGUUAGCAAGACUGUGGCAUAUGGCUUAACAAACAGGAGUUUAAAAACACUGGUUUCAUCCUUUUCUAAAGGAGAACAGAUUCAGAAGUUGAACUCAGCAGCUCCUGGUGAUGCUUUCAAAAAUAUUUCAGAGCAAAAGAAGAAAACAGUAGUUUGUAAAAAGGAAAAAAUUUCAACAAAUAAACUCAAGAGGAGCCACAAAAAGAAAAAGAUAAAAGUCACCCCAAAAUGGUACAGAGGGAGGCAUGUGCAUGGAUAUGCUCAGCUGAACCAACUAAGCAAGCAGAACUGCUUCCUAAACAGAACCCUAGAUGCUUUGAAAAAGGAGUGUUUGUCACGACUCUGUAAAUUUAAUAAGUAUAAGAAGUGCCAUUCUCCUCAAUCAAAGGAACAAGAAAAUCACCUCCACGAGAUGAAAGACACAUCUUUUCCCACUUCAGACAAGCCACUUUGCAGAAAGAAGAAACAAGGAAAGAAUAAGUUGGGAGUAUUUUCCCACACUGAAAAUCUCAACCAUGUUAAACAAAACCACAAAAGGGAUAAAAAAGACAUUUCUGGGCAAAUCAGGGAACACACAAGAACAAACUUCUCUUCACAGAACAUUACAGCGCCUCUGGAAACAACUAUGGCAGCUCAUUCCUUUUCAUCCACAGUUGAUAAAGCCAUGCAGCAAGUCAGGGGUGAUGUGGAAGUCUGCUGUUUAGUGACACAAUCAUUUGUGCUUCAGCAAUCAGUCCCAGGGGAGUCACAGCCAAAUGCUCAGAGUGACUCAAUAGCAUCUUCUGUUUUGUCUGCCCCUUCUGAUUUUACAAGUACAGGCACAGGUGACCUACCUGACAGAACCAAAUCAGAGACUACUGGUCCCCUUCCCUUACAUCCAGAAGCAUCCCAGGAAAACACAUUAAAUAUAGACUCAGUGGUUCAAAGAUCUUGUACACCUGGCCUGGUGAUCCAGGCCUCAGGAAAGGAAAAACCACCAACUAAAGAAACCACACAUUCAUCUCCAAAAGAAAACUCAGCUCCCAGUUCCCAGCCUGGAUGCUCACAUUUAUUUUGCUCAAAAGCAGAGUCUCUUCCUCACUCAGUGUCAAGGGCUAAAUUACCCAGUAUAGAAUACACAGACUGGGCAAACUUCUCUCAAAAAAUCCUUGACUUUCAUAGAAGAGCAGAAAAGAAUGGAGCCCACCUGCAGCCAAACAUUUAUGGAAGGCCACAUGGGGCAUCUACUACUACCUUAAGAAAGCCCUCAAUUAAUCUCAGGUCCCCCAAGUUUGAGACUCACUCUGCAGCACCUUCCGAGACAUACAAAAAGAGAGGUUUAGAGAUGAUGAGAAAGCAAAGCAGAGUUGAGCAUGAUGACACUAGCAGUGAUGAUGAAGAUAGACUUGUUAUAGAAAUAUAGCAAAUAGGCUGCUAACAACAUGCUUGUAGGGAGGUCACUACAGAAGGAAAACAGUACAGAUGUUUGAUCUGUAUUUCUGAAGCAACUUAAAAUCAGGAAAGC